Diutina rugosa is the source of this 1893-nucleotide messenger RNA. RefSeq lists its product as uncharacterized. Gene Ontology annotation, biological process: glutathione catabolic process. Gene Ontology annotation, molecular function: glutathione gamma-glutamate hydrolase. The transcript has a single exon. Gene Ontology annotation, cellular component: fungal-type vacuole; plasma membrane. The record is from RefSeq and is a predicted model, not a curated record. NCBI's taxonomy places the organism in Eukaryota, Fungi, Ascomycota, Pichiomycetes, Serinales, Debaryomycetaceae. The coding region runs from base 1 to 1893 and encodes 630 amino acids.
AUGACAAAACCCGCGCCUUCCCGGCGCCCGUGGCGUCUACGCUUCCUCUACUUCGCCGUGUGGCUCGUGGCGUUGGUCACCCUCGCCAGCUACCGCUACCGGCUCGCCACCGGGCCGGCUCCAGCCGUUCCCCUCGAUCCGAUCCGAGAACUCGACCCUUACCAGGCAUUACUGCUUCACCUUGAGUCCGAUCCAUUGCGUGAUGGUCUCGGGAAACCGACAAUUAAUCCUGACCCGAAACAUGUGGCUCGCGGCCGCCAGGCAAUGGUCGCCUGUGAUGUUCCCCUCUGUUCGACUAUGGGCAAAGAUAUCCUUCGUCAGGGAGGUAACGCUGCCGACGCUGCUAUUACUGUUGCCUUGUGUAUUGGCUCAGUCAAUUCUCAUUCACUGGGGAUUGGUGGUGGCGGGUUUAUCCUUUCCAAGAACGGUGACGAUGUGAUUUCCAUUGAUGCUCGGGAAGCUGCCCCUAAAGCUGCUUCUAAGCACAUGUACGAUGAGUUCCCUCUUUACAGUAUCAUCGGGGGACGAGCAGUGGCCGUCCCUGGUGAAUUGAAGGGGCUCUGGAACCUCUACCAACACCACUCGUCGGGUAACCUUACCUGGAAACAGCUCUUUGAACCGGUGAUUAAGCUCAAUCGGGAAGGAUGGCCAUGCUCGGUGUUGUUUGAGCUUAUCCUCCAAGUUGAGAACGAACAGGUGUUUCUGCUUGCCCCUCAAUUGAAGGAAGGGUGGGACUUUAUCUUCCGCGACGAUGGCUCGAUGUUACAUCGUGACGACUGGAUCAAACGUCCUAACUAUGCUGACACGCUUGAGAAGAUUGCUGAAAGUGGAUCUGCUGAUAUCUUUUACGAUCCUGAUGGUGAACUCGUCAAGGGUAUGGUGGCGCUGGCUAAGCGUCUGGGGGGGCUUAUCGUGGCUCAAGACUUUGCCAACUACGACGUUGUGGUCGAAAAGCCUAUUUCCACCGUCAUUAACUUCCCUCAAGGCCUGAAAACCGUGUACACAGCUCGAGGUGUAUCACUGGGUUUAGCGAUGAUUGCUGGACUUAAGUUCUUCACACGAGUUUUCAAAAAUGAUGGUCCGCUGUUAUAUCUCCACAAACUCAUCGAGUCGUUCAAGUGGCUUGCUGCCAUCAGAACCCGUUUUGGCGACACCGAAGACGUCUACAAAGAGAAACUCAUCAAAAACUAUACCCUGGACGCUUGGAUCGACUCGGUGUUUGCCGAAAACAAAUACAGCGACGACCACACUUUUGACUGGUCUUCUUAUGGACCCGAAUAUGAGAUGGCCCUGCUGAUGGGUACGGCCCAUUUUUCAGUGGUCGACAAACAUAACAAUUCCGUGGCAAUGACCACCACCGUCAAUCUCUUAUUCGGGAGUUUGGUCUACGACAACCGUACCGGGAUCAUCCUCAACAACGAGAUGGAUGACUUCUCCAUGCCUCAACGCCCCAACUCGUUCAAUUUGACUCCUUCAGUGCACAACUUCAUUCGGCCCCAUAAACGUCCCUUGUCCCUGACGUCGCCUACUAUCAUCGUUGAUAAACAUGGACGUCCCGAGAUGGUUAUCGGCUGUGCCGGCGGGCUGCGUAUCCCCACUGCGGUGCUUCAAGCCAUCAUCGGAGUGUAUUUCUACAAUUAUACCAUGCUUGAGGCGAUUGCCUAUCCCCGUCUUCACCACCAGUUGAUCCCUGAAGCGGUGAUGGUGGAGAAUCGAACCGUGCUCAACGAGCUUUAUCCAAAGGCUGAAGCCGCCUUGCGUAAGCGCAAUCACACCAUUCUUGAGCUGGGGACUCUUAGUGCCAUGAACGGGAUCAGAUGGCUGGAAGAGGAUCAACAAUACCAUGGCGUCAGUGACUUCUGGCGCAAGAUGGGCCGCGCCGACGGCUACUAG